Messenger RNA from Sporisorium graminicola, 2106 nucleotides. RefSeq lists its product as uncharacterized. Bases 1 to 2106 code for a protein of 701 amino acids. The transcript has a single exon. Gene Ontology annotation, molecular function: protein binding. NCBI's taxonomy places the organism in Eukaryota, Fungi, Basidiomycota, Ustilaginomycetes, Ustilaginales, Ustilaginaceae. The record is from RefSeq and is a predicted model, not a curated record.
AUGCCCAUGCUCAUCUUCAACGAGCCCGAAUUCGGUCCAAUAUGGCCGCGUCGCAGUGGUCGUUUCGCUGCUUCACACAUCCCUGUCUUCAAACCUGAAGCCCGACGAGACCGACGAGCGAUAGCCGAUGCCACCCUCCCUCGAGAUCCACACAGUUCAGCCUCAGAGUCUGCUGCAUGGUUCGAACACAUGUACGGCUCCGCUCCGACCAACCGCUCUACCACCUUCAGCAGCAUCUCGUCAGCAUCAUGCAGCAGCAGCUCUAGCCCAAGUAUGGAUAAGGUCUGCAGUCAUGACCGCAUUCGUUCUUCUGAAACUGCUCGUCCCACCGACGCGGAAUCUCCCAAUCUUUGCAAUCAUAGCACCAUCCCGCAUCCCAAAGUCAUCAAGAUCAAGCCACCCUUCAAGUCGAAGCCGGGCGAAGAUGUCGACUUUGACAAUGUCUUUCUUGCUCAGGAGCUCCACGCUUCUUUGUCAUCUUCCGGUAGGAACGCAACAAUGGGAAACCUUUCCUCUCGUGUGCAGCAGGACUUAUCGACAACGCUCAGCGCCGAAAAGAGGCCAAAGCGUUCUAGUUGGGCAGCUGGGCGUUCCCCCUCAUCGCGCGCUAUCAAAAAUACAGCCCAGGUCAGCGCCGUGACCAACUCUAAUCCAGAUCAUGACACCGAGUGGCACGCGCGGAGGAGCAGGAUUGAUGGUCGGUUUAGCUUUGGCAGGAAUAGCACGACGGCCUUGUCGGCAACUUCGCGCUCAUCUGAUGUCGGUGACACUUUCCGGUCACGAUCGCGACGCUUUAACGGUGGAUUAGAGCCGCAUGGUGACACCAAGAGCAAGUCCAUCAAAUCCACUACGUCAAAGCCCCAAACAUACGCACUGCAGUUCUCGCUUGACGGUCGAUAUCUAGCAGCGGCUGGAUCUGACCACCUAAUCCGCUUGUACAAAGUCAUUUCUUCGCCGGAAGACCGUGCGGAUGAGAUCGAUCUUGCUCGGAUGCCCCACGAGAAGGAAUGCUGUCAUAGGAAGAUUUCACCUGCUUACUCACAGAGACCGUGCGCCUGGGGUCGAAACAGCACGAAGUCCGACGUGCGCGGUGUAGCCCCAGAGCUGGCUCCUAUCUUCAAGUCGAACCCCGUGCACGUCUUUGCUGGUCACACUGGUGACGUCCAGGACCUUUCUUGGAGCAAGAACAAUUUCCUUCUUAGCUGCAGCAGUGACAAGACUGCUAGACUAUGGCAUCCUGAUCGCAGCGACAGCCUUUGUACGUUUACAACAUCAGCUGUUGUCUCGUCUGUGGAUUUCCAUCCUGCCGAUGAUCGUUACUUUGUCACGGGUGGAUUGGAUGGCAAGUUGAGGCUGUGGAAUAUCACGGCUCGACGAGUGCAUUCGACCCAUGAUGUGCAUGGAUUCAUCACUGCGGUUGCCUUUUCGUCGAGUGGGGCUGCAGUCUUUGUGGGCACUCGCUCAGGAUCCCUGCUGGCUUUCGAGUGUACGGAUACGCUUCAAUAUGUCCGCGCUGUUACGGUUAAGUCCGCAAACAAGGGUUCGCAGGUUAGCAAGAUCACUAGUAUCCAGCCUAUCAAGCUCGAUGCUACCGAGUCUACUACUGAUUUAUCGGCCAAGUCUAGAGCGGAGUACAUAACGAUCACCUCGAACGAUUCUCGCGUACGCAUCUACUCGAUCAACUCACAACGUCUCGUCUCGCACUUCAAGGCUACCCGCUACAUCAACCGUACGAGUCAGAUUCGGGCUACUUCAUCCUCAGACUUCCAGUACAUCGUCUCCGGUAGCGAAGACGCAUCCAUUCACAUUUGGAGCGUGAAGAGCAAUGCCCCGCUCUCCGCCAACAUGUCAGCUGGGGUCAAACGCAACAAGUCAUUCCUGAGAACCCAGAGGGUCAAAGAGGAUAACAUAAAUUGGAGAUGUUGGGAGGCUGGAUCGGGCAGCGUUAGGUGUGCUGUCUUUGCCCCCGCUGCAACAGAAAAAUUGCUUGCGCUAGCUCAUGACCCCAUCUUAAAGGAUGGAGGGAAAGCACGAAUCGUUGUUUCGUCUGACGACUCGAAUAGCAUCAGAGUCUGGAGGAGCGAUCCUUUCGGCCGUUUCUUUUGA